Molecule: messenger RNA, 3846 nt
Organism: Microthlaspi erraticum
Lineage: Eukaryota; Viridiplantae; Streptophyta; Magnoliopsida; Brassicales; Brassicaceae
Source: the annotation of a GenBank genome assembly
AUGGCGGGCGAUGAUAGUCAAGCUCAAACGAAGAAGGGAAGCGCGAAGAACACUAAGAACAGUAAAGAGAGCACUCUCAAGCAAAAAUCUCCAGCUGAGUUUUUCGCGGAGAAUAAGAACAUUGCUGGAUUUGAUAAUCCAGGGAAGUCGCUUUACACUACAGUGAGAGAGCUUGUUGAAAACGCUCUUGAUUCUGCUGAGUCGAUUUCAGAGCUCCCUGAGAUUGAAGUAACAAUCGAAGAGAUUGGAAAAUCUAAGUUUAAUGCCAUGAUUGGUCUUAUCGACCGGGAACGUGUUGACACGCAGCUGUAUGAUGACUACGAGACAGAGAAGGCCCGUGAGAAAAGGUUAGUAAAGGAAGCUCGUGCCAGUGAGAUACAAGCUAAAAAUUUGGCGUCGGGUAAGAAAAACAAAGAGCCUGGAGUCUCAAAGGUUUUAAAGGCUCGUGGGGAAGCAAACUAUUACAAGGUUACAUGUAGGGAUAAUGGUAAGGGGAUGCCACACGAUGACAUUCCUAAUAUGUUUGGAAGAGUUUUGUCUGGGACGAAGUAUGGACUGAAGCAAACACGUGGAAAGUUUGGUUUGGGUGCAAAGAUGGCCUUAAUUUGGUCCAAAAUGAGUACAGGCCUCCCCAUAGAGAUCACUUCAUCUAUGAAGAGCCAAAACUAUGUUACGUUCUGCAGACUGGAUAUUGAUAUUCACAGGAACAUUCCUCAUAUUCAUCUACACGAAAAGAAGGCCAACAAAGAGAAAUGGCAUGGGGCCGAAAUACAUGUGGUAAUUGAGGGAAACUGGACAACAUACAGAUCAAAGAUCUUACACUAUAUGCGCCAAAUGGCUGUUAUUACUCCUUAUGCGCAGUUUGUGUUUAGAUUUAUAUCAGAAACACCUGAGAAAAAUGUCACUAUAAAAUUUACUCGAAGAACUGAUGUGAUGCCUCCAAUUCCUGUCGAGACAAAGCACCAUCCUUCGUCUGUUGACUUGCUGCUUAUCAAGCGACUUAUUACAGACACUUCCAAGAAGACCCUUCUGCAGUUUGUUCAGAAUGAAUUUGUGAAUAUUAACAAAAACCUUGCAACGCGAUUAAUUGGGGAAAUGGGACCCGAUUUCAGCCCUAGCAUGGCUGUCAAAACUGUGACAUCUCAGCAAAUGGUACGCAUACAUCAGUUGUUCCGCCAAGCUAAAUUCGACGAUCCUAGUGGUGAUUGCCUUAGCCCGGCAGGAGAAUACAAUCUUCGUCUAGGGAUUAUCAAGGAGCUGCAUCCAGAUAUGGUUGCAACGCAUUCAGGCAGUGCUCAGGUCUUUGAAGGUCAUCCAUUCAUUGUUGAAGCUGGUGUUAGUGUGGGAGGAAGAGAUGUGAAACAGGGGAUCAACAUAUUCCGUUUUGCAAACCGUAUUCCUCUCCUGUUUGAACAAGGAGGUGAUGUAGUCACCAGGACAGCCUUAAAGAGAAUCAAUUGGAGUAGCUAUAAGAUUAACCAGACACAGGACAAAAUAGGAGUAUUUGUGAGCAUAGUGAGUACAAAAAUUCCUUUCAAAGGCACAGGGAAAGAGUACAUAGGAGAUGACAUCAGUGAGAUAGCUACUGCAGUCAAGUCUGCUAUUCAACAAUGUUGCAUCCAACUGAAAUCCAAAAUAGUCAAGAGACUGCAAGCUCGCGAACAACAAGAGCGAAAACGCAGUUUGACCAGAUACAUCCCGGAUGCAACGGGAGCAGUGUUCGAUGUUCUUAAACAAAUGACAGAAGACCAUACAACAGAGCGAAAACGUUACAGAGAGGAAGACAUAAACAUGCUUGAUAAAGUGUCAAAACUUGUAAUCACAAAGGAAACGUUGAAAGAAAAGCUUGCUGAGCAUGUGGAACAGGUGGAUUACGAGAUGGCAUUAGAGUAUGCAACACAGAGUGGAAGAAGAGAAAGUCACACACCUUUUUCACAUAUCUCGUCCAUUUCUAUUGGGGCUUACUUCUUUUCUCAAAGGUUUGGAUCGGUUUCGAUGAUGUUUAACGAGAUGGGAAUGUGUGGGAACAUGGACUUCUUCCCAUCCGGGUCUCUCGGCGAAGUCGACUUCUGCCCGGCGCCGCAAACCGAACCGGACUCGAUCGUGGAGGACGACUACACCGACGACGAGAUCGACGUGGACGAGCUCGAGAGGAGGAUGUGGAGAGACAAAAUGCGGCUGAAGCGUCUCAAGGAGCAGGACAAGGGGAAAGAAGGCGUCGACGCCGCGAAGCAGAGGCAGUCCCAGGAGCAGGCGAGGAGGAAGAAGAUGUCCAGAGCGCAAGACGGGAUCUUGAAGUACAUGCUGAAGAUGAUGGAAGUCUGCAAAGCUCAGGGCUUUGUCUACGGGAUCAUCCCGGAGAACGGGAAACCGGUCACCGGCGCUUCUGACAACCUCCGUGAGUGGUGGAAAGAUAAAGUCCGGUUCGACCGGAAUGGUCCCGCCGCGAUAACCAAGUACCAAGCCGAGAACAACAUCCCCGGGAUUCACGAAGGGAACAAUCCGAUUGGACCGACUCCACAUACUCUGCAAGAGCUUCAAGACACGACUUUAGGGUCGCUUCUCUCGGCGUUGAUGCAGCACUGUGAUCCUCCUCAGAGGAGGUUCCCGUUGGAGAAAGGUGUGCCUCCUCCGUGGUGGCCUAACGGGAAAGAAGACUGGUGGCCGCAACUUGGUUUACCUAAAGAUCAAGGCCCUGCUCCUUACAAGAAGCCUCAUGACUUGAAGAAGGCGUGGAAAGUUGGAGUUUUGACUGCUGUGAUCAAGCAUAUGUUUCCUGACAUUGCUAAGAUCCGGAAGCUGGUGAGGCAGAGUAAGUGCUUGCAGGAUAAGAUGACUGCGAAGGAGAGUGCGACGUGGCUUGCUAUUAUUAACCAGGAGGAGUCUUUGGCUAGAGAGCUUUACCCUGAGUCUUGUCCUCCGAUUUCUUUGUCUGGCGGUGGAAGUUGCUCGCUUCUGAUGAAUGAUUGUAGUCAGUAUGAUGUUGAAGGUUCGGAAGUGGAAGAGGUUAAGCCUUUGUCAAACUUUGGGAUGUCUGCUGGUAAAGUUGUCAAGGAGGAAGUUCCAAUGGGGAACUCGGAGUUCAUGAGGAAGAGGAAACCGAACAGAGAGGUCAACAGUGUGAUGGACAGAACAGCAGUGUUCACUUGUGAGAAUCUUGUGUGUGCGCAUAGUGACAUUAGUAGAGGGUUUCUUGAUAGGAACGCGAGAGACAAUCAUCAGUUGGUUUGUCCACAUCGUGAGAGUUGCUUACCGUAUGGAGCAGGAGGAGGAGUGUCCAGGUACCAUGUUAAUGAAGUGAAGCCUGUUGUUGGUGGUUUUGCUCAGCCAAGGCCUGUGAACUCUGUGGUCCAACCGAUUGACUUAACCGGAAUUGGAGUGCCUGAAGAUGGACAGAAGAUGAUCUCUGAGCUUAUGUCAAUGUACGACAGAAACGUCCAGGGAAGCCAAGCUUCUAUGGUUAUGGAGACUCUUCAGCCGCCAACGGUGCAGAAUCAUCAUCAAGAACAUCUCCAGUUCCAAGGAAACAUGGUGGAAGGAAGUUUCUUCGAGGACCUGAACAUCCCUAACAGAGGCAACAACAACGUGAACAACAGCAAUCAAACGUUCUUCCAAGGGAGCAACAGCAAUGGGUUUAAGUUCGAGGCUCCUCACCACAACAGCAACAACAACUUUGAAGGUGCAAAUAUCAACAACAAUAACAGCAACAGGUUCCAACUUGUGUUUGAUUCUACACCGUUCGAUAUGGCGUCAUUCGAUUACAGAGAUGAUAUGACAAUUCCAGGAGUAAUGGGAACGAUGGAUGGUAUUCAGCAGAAGCAGCAGGAUGUAUCCAUUUGGUUCUAA